AUGGCGGCCCCCGUUAAGCUGUGGCUGUGAGGUUUGAAUUUGUGCAUUUGCUGCAUUUUUGACUAUGGCGUCUCCGGCUUUGUGCGAAUCACGUAGGAGCCCAGACGAGCUCUCUGGAGACCCCUCUUUACGAGAAUAUGAGGAUCGUAAAUCUGAAGAUCGAGUCAGCGACUCGGGUUCAUACACCUCAGCGAGUAGUGACUAUGAUGACCUAGAACCAGAAUGGCUAGAUAGUGUACAGAAAAAUGGAGAACUGUUUUAUUUGGAAUUGAGUGAGAAUGAAGAAGAAAGCUGCCUUCCUGAAAUACCACCAACGGUGAACCAUGUUAGAUUCAGUGAAAAUGAGAUUAUCAUUGAAGAAGAUGAUUACAAAGAAAGAAAAAAGUAUGAACCCAAACUCAAGCAAUUUACCAAAAUUUUAAAAAGUAAAAGACUUUUGCCCAAGCGCUAUCAUAAAAAAAACAGCAAUGACAAUGGGCCAGUAUCCAUUUUAAAACAGUCUAAUCAGAAAACAGGGGUUGUUAUCCAACAGCGGUACAAAGAUGUGACUAUUUAUGUAAACCCCAAAAAACUAACUGUCACCAAAGCCAAAGAGCAGCUCAAACUUCUGGAAGUGCUGGUUGGAAUUAUCCAUCAGACCAAAUGGAGCUGGAGAAGAACGGGAAAGCAGGGCAAUGGAGAGAGACUUGUGGUCCACGGCCUGUUGCCAGGAGGAUCUGCUAUGAAGAGUGGUCAGAUUCUCAUUGGUGAUGUGCUUGUUGCCGUCAAUGACGUUGAUGUGACCUCUGAAAACAUAGAAAGAGUUUUGUCUUGCAUUCCUGGACCUAUGCAGGUGAAACUGACACUUGAAAAUGCAUAUGCUGUGAAAAAGGAAAAAACCCAGCCAAGAAAGAAAAAGGCACAGCUGAACACAAAUGAUUUAGUCAAACUUUUAUGGGAAGCAGAGGGUGAAGACAGCCUUCAGAAUACCCUCAACACUCCCCAUAUCAUCAUGUAUCUCUCACUACAGCUCAGCUCAGAAACAUCAAAGGAAGAGCAAGAAAUUCUUUAUCAUUAUCCAAUGUCUGAAGCAUCUCAGAAACUUAAAAGUGUGAGAGGAAUUUUUCUCACACUCUGUGACAUGCUGGAAAAUGUAACGGGGACACAAGUGACUAGCUCAUCCCUCAUUUUAAAUGGAAAACAAAUUCAUGUAGCUUAUUUAAAAGAAUCUGAGAAGUUGCUGUUAAUUGGCCUGCCUGCUGAAGAUGCCUUUUGCCAGGUUGAGAAUGUUCCCCGUUUGGACUAUUUUUUCAACUUACUCUUUCAAAGAGCACUUCAGCCUGCUAAACUCCAUUCCAGUGCCAGUCCCAGUGUUCAACAGUAUGACGCUGACAGUGCAGUACUUUUAGACAGUCUCCCUGGAGUUCGGUGGCUUACACUUCCACAGGAAAUCAAGAUGGAACUAGACACAGCAUUAAGUGACUUGGAGGCUGCAGAUUUUGCAGAACUGUCUGAAGAUUACUAUGACAUGAGACGUCUAUAUACAAUUUUGGGGUCUUCUCUAUUUUAUAGGGGCUAUUUGAUAUGCAGUCAUUUGCCUAAGGAUGACCUCAUUGAGAUUGCUCUUUACUGUCGCUACUAUGGGCUGCUGCCUUUAGCAGCAAAACAAAGAAUUGGUCAGUUGAUAAUAUGGAGAGAAGUAUUUCCUCGUCAUCACCUCCAGCCUUCUUCAGCCUCAAACACUGAAGUCUUUCAGGAACCUGAAGGGAGAUAUUUUUUGCUAAUUGUUGGAUUGAGACAUUAUAUGUUAUGUGUAUUAUUAGAAGCUGGAGGCUGUGCAUCCAAAGCUAUUGGAAAUCCUGGCCCAGACUGUAUAUAUGUGGAUCAAGUCAGAACUACUCUUCACCAGCUAGAAGGAACAGAUUCCCGUAUAGAUGAACGGCUAGCAUCUGCGCCAAGCCCCUGUUUGUCAUGUGCUGACUGGUUCCUUGCUGGGCCACAGGAAAAAGCAGAUGGUCUAGCCACUUCACCUAUCCUUAGUAGACUACAAGGUACUACGAAAACUGCAACCUCUCCAACAUGCAGAAGAAUCCUUUUUGCUGACUAUUCUCUAAAGACACGGAAGCCUAGUCCCUCCCGAAGCAGUGGGGGAUGUGACAAUGAUUGUGAAGCUGGAGAAGGGCCUGGCCUUAGCCCUCACCCUACACCUGAAGUAGUACGAAAACAAAGAGAAACUCAGGGGUCUGAUGGUUCAGAAGAAAGUGGGGCCUUCCUUAAGGGUACUAAAAAGAAGUCUACCCUUCCAAAUCCAUUUCACUUGGGAAACUUGAAAAAAGAUCUUUCAGAAAAAGAACUGGAAAUGUAUAACACAAUGAAAUUGACAUCUGGUCCUGAGAACACACUUUUCCACUAUGUUGCCUUAGAAACAAUACAAGGAAUCUUCAUUACACCUACUCAUGAAGAGGUGGCACAGCUAGGUGGCUCUGUACACUCCCAACUUAUAAAAAAUUUCCAUCAGUCUUGUCUUUCCAUUCGUGCACUUUUCCAAAAGGCACUGGUAGAAGAGAAAAAGAAAGCAGUAAAUGGCACAAAUCAUCUGGAUUCUACAAACUCAGUGUCUUCUUUGAAUCCUGUGAAAGAACACGGUGUGUUGUUUGAAUGCUCACUUGAAAACUGGACUGAUCAGAAAAAAACACCACCAGUUAUGGCCUACUGGGUCAUAGGGAGACUCUUUCUUCAUCCAAAACCUCAAGAACUUUAUGUCUGUUUUCAUGACUCAGUCACAGAAAUUGCUAUUGAAAUGGCUUUUAAAUUAUUUUUUGGAUUAACUGUGUAGUUGAGUUUUUAUGAUAUAUAGCAAUACAUGCGUAGAGCACAGAAUAGUGAAAAUUGCUUAAAUCUAUACACAAAGAAAAGGUUUAGCUUUUUUCACUGUUCAAUGUUGACAUAAUUUUGUUAAAUAGUAAGAUGAUGUGUUGUUGGAUUUGAUGCAUCAAUUUUAUGUAGUGCUGUGAGACUUUAGAUGAUACUUGAUCCAAACAUGAAGGGAGUAUUAAUUUAUUGUCACCUUGGUACAUAAUGUUAACUUAUUGUCUAAUUUAAAAUAAUGUGAAGUGUUUCAUAUAAAAUUAAUAGUAGAAGUCCUCAUUGUGGGGACACACCUAAUUUGUUAUUUUUCUCAAAACUAACUGAUACCUGGUAAAAAAAUCAAGACAUUGGGAGGAGGUGACCAGAUUCUAUAAUUAAUUAGUAUGAUGACAUGAGAAAGUAUUUGUACCUCUCUGAGCUUAGUUUUUUUGUACCAGUGAGAUUAUUCACUGACAUUUUGAAAAAUCCUAAGUAAAAUAUGCUAUUAUUUUAUUCUCUUUGCCUCGUAGUUAGUACUAAAUUAGUAAUGUUUGAAGUACUGAUUUCCUAAAAGAUCAAAUACUUUUCAUUUAAGUAUAUUAAUAGGUACCUCAAAUUCAGGGGAAGAUAGGAAAGAUGAAAAGCAAACUUACUUUUACUUACUUGAUUGUUUGCUCUCUUAAGUAAGCUCAGUUUUUUACUAAGAUACAUUUUUUAA
Messenger RNA from Octodon degus (degu), 3544 nucleotides. It is a transcript of the gene Intu, whose product is annotated as inturned planar cell polarity protein. Gene Ontology annotation, biological process: nervous system development; cilium assembly; vesicle-mediated transport. Bases 65 to 2815 code for a protein of 916 amino acids. Gene Ontology annotation, cellular component: cytoplasm; cilium. Gene Ontology annotation, molecular function: protein binding. The transcript is spliced from 15 exons. The record is from RefSeq and is a predicted model, not a curated record. Lineage: Eukaryota; Metazoa; Chordata; Mammalia; Rodentia; Octodontidae.